CCAAUGUUACUUAGCUUUUGUUCUUUUCUCUGAGAAACAACCUUUGGAAUUCCUUGAGUAACUGAGGUGUCUUUUUUAUUUGAUACCUCCUGACAACAUCUCAGAAUUUGUUCAAAUGAACCCAGGCUGCCCCCGCGCCAAGUACCACCUGGUAGCCAAUAUCAACUAACCUCAGGAAGGGCAGGGAGCACGAUUCAAAUUCUUCAUGCUAAGGUUAGCCUUUUUACUUCAUUUUCUUCUACAUUUCCUCUCUCUUCUCCUUACGACUUGUUGUAACUGGCCUAAGAUGAAUCUCCCUGUUUGUCUGAACAGAGAGGUCUCCCUGUGUGCACGGAGAUUAACUGAUUGAGUAAACACUGUGUGCUUUAAUUUCUUUGUGCUACUGUUACUGUUUUGUGUUGUGCAGUCUAAAAUUGUGUUUGUCAUAAAAAGGAGAAUUAUAGAGUAGAACACAGACCUAGGCUCCUUCGGCCUGUUGUUUGAGGUAGCCUCAGAGACAGGCUAGUCUGAAGUUCCUACCAGACCAACUUCCAUUUGGACAAACUUUAUUGUGGGUCACCUAUAAAACUGCAUGAGGUUCGCCUUCCAUUUUUCUUUUUGUUGUUGUUGUUCUGAGAGCUUGGCUUUGAUCCAGAGAAAGCUUGCUCUCUUGUUUUCACUUGAGAGAGGAUAUAGACUCAGUUUUCUGUUUGGAGGUGGCCAACAAUCAGGGCAUGGCCCAAGAAUCAAGAUGCGUAAGCAUCUCAUUCCUUCCCAACUUGCUAGCUCGCAUGGGGUUAUUGAAGUCUCAAUCCUCUCCUAUCCCUGAAAAGUCCUGCAUUUUACAUGUCCUCUCACUCCUAAUUCUUCCAUCUAUCUUUCUAAUAGCAUAAGUUAACAAGGAUAAUUUGUGCCUGCAGUGGUUUCCUUUGGAGAGAUUUUGAGAUUGUUAAACUGAUUUCUUUAAGCAGUGCACUAGAUAAAAGACGAUCGUUCACAUGUCCAAGAUAUUUGGUGCUUAUUUUGAUUGAUAUAGUGUGGCUUCUGAAAGAACAGUUCCAAAAUUUCCCUUAACAGAUUCUUUAAAACAUGCAGAAGACAGGGUUAAGUCACCCGACCUCAGGACAAGUAAAUUAGUGUUUCUAUUCCCAUAAAAUCAUGGUGGUAUAGUGGUUAAGAGCUAGAGCUGAUAAUCAAAAGGUCUGCAGUUUGAAUCCACCAGGCACUUCUCGGAAACCCUAUGGGCAGAUGUACUCUGCCUCACGAGGACUCUACGCAUUGGAAUCGACUCAAUGGUGAUGUGUUUGAGUUUCAGGUUAUGUUAAGUGUGUAUAUUUCAUAUUUUUUAACUCUGGGUGGUAUUACCAAAUUAGGUUAGAAUAUCCUCUCAAGGUUUUAUAUUUUGAUUUCAAGAUAAAUGAGCACUUAAAAAGGAUAUAAUCACAAUAUUCUCAGAAAUUAAUGAAAGUGAAUUUGUAAUGACAAAAAAGGUAUUUCAACUGUAAUUAUCUUCUUAGUAUAACAGCUUGAAUACAGUUUUCAAGUUUGUUUUGGUAGCUUAAAGGUUGGAUUUUGUCUAGAUUAGGCAAUGUGUGCAAGAUGGAUUCUGUUCAAACUAGAAGGCAGUUUUCUCUAAUGUAAAAAGAAUCUAGUUGUUGUAUAAUCAAAAACUAAGUAAGGGGCAAAGCUCUACCCAUAUGAAAAGUAGUAGAUAGUUUGUGGUAAAGGGAUGGUUUACAGUCAAGCUGAGUAACACAUGAUAGGAUUUUAAAAAUCUUUUCUGUCAAAGAGUAUGCAAAGGAAAAGUUUGGUUUUAUCUCUGUUAAAAUGACAAAAAUUGUCUUUAAUUACACAGUCGCUCUUAGGGGGAGCUUGUAACAGCUUAUCUUUAUAUUCUUAGAAUUCUGCCUUUAUUUUCUAGGCUAAGUUCCUGAUCUUAUGUUGAUGUUAUGUCCUUGGGUGUUGAAGAAAAUCCAAAUCCUCUCAUUCAUGAAAUGCUGAGUUUUUUUUUUACAAUCAUAUUUUCUUCUAUAUUUACUUUAACAAUAUUUCUCAUUUUAUAAAUCUAGUUCAAAUGAGAUAGGAAGAAGCCAUGAAAGAACAUGGCUCCCUUGACUGGCCGGGGAGGUAAGCAGAGCCAGGAAUCUGGGAGGAUUCAGGGUCAUAGCUCCUUUCUGAGAAGGGAACUACGCCCUCCACCCGGGCUCUCAUUGGCUGUCCCUCCAGGCUGGGGUUAUAAAGCAGUGAUUGUGGGUGUGUGAGGCACCUGUAGGCUCUAUUUUCUGUCUUCUGCUCCUCCUUUGUGUUGGGUUCUGAGAUGGAUAAGCGCCUCCUGCUGCUGAUGCUGGGCCUUUCCUUGCUGUUGGGCUUCCUACAAGCUCUACGAUGUUACAGGUGUCCUCACAUCAUACAUGAUGGGAGUUGCAAGACUAAAAGAACCACGUGUGAUGCCAGUUUUGGCAAGGAGUGUGCUCUCUUCAUGCGUUAUGAAGGUGACACGCUCCUGUAUGGAUCCCAGGACUGUCGGUACUUUGGCAGGAACAUCAGCAUACUCGAAUGUCCUUUUUAUAUAUCUGUUUCAGUUUGCACAAAGAAUUUCUGUAACAAGUUUAGGGAUUUGCAACUUAAGCGUGAUCGUUGUCCGUCCAUUUCAAUCCUUUUCCCUUCUCACGAAUAAGCACCAGAA
Loxodonta africana (African savanna elephant) is the source of this 2665-nucleotide messenger RNA. RefSeq names its product prostate and testis expressed protein 14-like. NCBI's taxonomy places the organism in Eukaryota, Metazoa, Chordata, Mammalia, Proboscidea, Elephantidae. The coding region runs from base 2297 to 2656 and encodes 119 amino acids. The transcript is spliced from 3 exons. The record is from RefSeq and is a predicted model, not a curated record.